Didymodactylos carnosus is the source of this 4678-nucleotide messenger RNA. The record is from the annotation of a GenBank genome assembly. NCBI's taxonomy places the organism in Eukaryota, Metazoa, Rotifera, Eurotatoria, Philodinida, Philodinidae.
UGUUAUUUGUCUUGAAAAUGAUACUAAAUGUAUCGAAACGUCGACAGUAAUAAAAUAAAUUGUUAUAUCUAUUAACAAAAUGUCAAUAAAAAGAUUUAAAGCUGCUGUUAACUCUAUCAUAUUCAUUUGUAAGCAGCCACAACCGGUUUCAUUCUUGCUUAAGGGACUCGUCAGGUGGCAUAGAAUCGGUUUCCUCCCUCAUACGAAAGAGGACCCCUUCGAUGGCGCAUCUAUUUGUUGACCUAAAUGAUAUGUCAAUAAAAGAACAUUUUUUAACGUAUUGUCAAGCUCCAUCAUCGACAGGAGAAGCCUUAUCUGAUAUUAUUUUAGAAGAAGUUAACAUAUGUAAUCUUGAUAUGAAUAGCUGUCGCGGUCAAGGUUAUGAUAAUGGUUCAAAUAUGGUUGGAAAAAAUAAGGAUGUUAGGACCAGGAUAAACAAACAAUUUAUAUCCGAGAGCAUUUUUUAAUCCGUACUAUGUCGUUAACGUAAGUUUCUCAUUUCUUUUGGUCGUUUCCAGAUCGACACAAGAGUGCGAUACUUCAUUUCAUACAUAUCAUAAUUUCAUGCAUUUCAUCAUUUCAUACAAUCGCUUUCCUCCCUCAUACGAAAGAAGACCCCUUCGAUGGCACAUCUAUUUCUAGAUGCGUUCAUUUGAAGCUUAUGCUGCGAAAGAGCAGGUUGUCUGGCUUUUAGGUUAGAGUAUGCUGGUCUAUUCAGACACCGAAGGAGUUCUCUUUCGUAUGAGGGAGGAAACCGAUUCUAUGCCACCUGACGAGUCCCUUAACCAAGGACGAAAUCGCUCGUGGCAGCUUUUCCGUGGCUGCUUCAGAGUUUUUUGGUUUGGGGAAGAGAUGUGAUGAAGAUAACAAUUAGGAAAUGAAAUGGUUUGCCCUCGUUAUUAGGGCGAAAAAUCAGCUUGUCGUCGCUAUUAGCGAAAAAAGCUGGAGUCGUGAUUAGGGUCACCCUUUUUUAGAUUGCUUUCAAAUAUCUUCUUGUCAAAUUAUGUAUUUCACCAAAACACAGUCGUUUUCUCAUGGACCUUUGGAUUAUGAUAGAAUUCGACAUGGUCUCCAAAAUUGCGAAAGGGAUCUUUAGUACUUUUCCGCAUAAGAAACAUGAAAAACAUGUUUCUUUUCAAGAAAUAACAUUUUGACUAGGGGUGUCAGGAUUUCCGUUCCUUCGGGUUUCGUUCCCAAGUAACACGUAAACAUUUGAUAAAUCGUUUUUGCGUGUUUUUUCAACACACUAGAAAAAUGCUUAAGUAUUAGGUUCUUUUCACUAGUUCGUUUUAUAAAAUUCAGCUUCAAUCAUUGAAUUUUGUUUUUAUUAAAAAGAACUUCCAUUAUGUCGAACGCCACGAAAUUACCAACUAUGCCGAUUUAUAUAUGGCUCGAUUCCAGUGCUAAUUCAAAUAGUCACAGUUUAAAUAUGCUAGAAAAACACUUAAAAACAAAACUAGCAAAUUUAAAAACAUUUAAUAAUAUUGAUGAUUUCAAAGAAUUUAUACAAACGUAUGCAGAUGAAACCUUUGUACUUCUCGUAUCGGGAACAUACGGACGUCAAAUUGUACCAGAAAUACAUAGUUUACCACAAUUAUUGGCUGUCUAUGUUUACUGUUCGAAUAAAGCGCGAAAUGAAGAAUGGGCAAAAGAAUAUAUUAAGAUCGAAGGUAUAUCCACUGAUGUUAAUGAUCUGGUUGAACGCAUUUUAUCCAAAUUUGCGUCGGCAUCUGUAGCUGAUUCAUUUAGAUGUUCGUCAGCAUUCAUAACUAAUCCAUCUAUAUUGCCGUCCGAAUAUUCAAUCAAUCAUGAAGUCAUCUGGUUGCGUCUUUUUAUCGAAAUACUUAUUUGCAUGAAUGAUACUAACGAAGCGAAAGAUGAUAUGCUAAGGUUUUGGAGAGAAGCUUAUGUAAAUGAUGAGAAACAACUUAGAUAUGUAGAUGAAUUUGAAGGGACAUUCCACCCAUCACGUGCUAUUUGGUGGUAUACUCGAGAGUGUAAGCUCUAUUACCUUCUGGGAAGAGCUUCACGAUUUAAGGAUUACAAUGACUUGUAUAAGCUUCGCUUUAUAAUCAAAUAUAUAUAUCUACAAUUGCAAGAAGAACAUCAACGAUACAUGGAAGAGAGCUACAAAUCUUGCUUUACUGCCUAUCGGGGACAACGUAUACCAUUUGACGAAUUAGAACUCUUAAAAACGAAGAUUGGAUCAUUGUAUUCCUUCAGAGGCUUACUUAGCGCUUCAAGUAGGCUAGACAUCGCUAUGGCCUUUGUUAAACAUGCUACAAAUGACGCUACCCAAGCAGCAGUACUGUUUAGAAUUGUAACUAACACGGAACAAAAGACAAUGGCUUAUGCUGACGUUUCCAAGCUAACUGACUUUCCUGGCGAAAGUGAAGUAUUAUUCAUGUUUGGUACGAUAUUUCAAGUGAAUAAUGUACAGAACGACAGCUAUCAAAACAUGUGGAUUAUUGAACUUUCACUCUGUGAAGAAGAUGAUCCUCGCCUAAAAGAUAUGAGUAUUUAUAUAAAACAUGAAAUUAAAGACAGAGCCGACUUGAUUACAUUAGCUAAUUUAUUCGUUAGGAUGGGAGAAUAUGAUAAGGCAAAAGAAUACUAUUGCAAGUAUCAAAGCAAACUAUCAGCUGACGAUUCUAAUGUAAAACGUGUCUGGAAUGGUCUCUCAAAUUUAGCUGAUAUCGAAGGAAAUUACUAUAUAUCAUUGAAUAAUUACGCAAAAGCACAUGAAUGUUUUAAUGAACAGUUAAAAUUAUGUCAAAAUUUACCGAGUUACCAUCCACAAAACGGUAUGUGUUACGCAAACAUUGCUAGUCUAUGCGAACUCGAAGGGCAAAAACGUCUGGCUUUGAAAAAUUAUCAGAAAGCACAUAAAAUCUAUAUACAAUCACUUCCAGCGUAUCAUCCAGAUACAACGAAAGUAGAACAGGCCAUCGAAAACUUAUCAUCUCAUUCGCAUUCCACAGUCCCGAACACAAAAACAACAACGUCAACCGUGAAAUCUUCGAAUACUAGUGAACCGCAAGAAAUGAGUGAAAAAGUAUCAAGUGUCAACGUAAAUCUUGAAACAUUUCUCAUCGUUUGGCUGGACGCAAAUGUCAAUACGACAAAAGAUAAUGAGGAAACGUAUAAUGAGUUACGUUCAAGUUUUAAUUACAUCAAAACAUUUGACGAUUUAUCAACGUGUCAAGAAUAUAUCGAAGGCGUUAAACUUGAAAAGAUUGUUCUCAUUGUGUCUGGCGGUUACGGUAAAGACAUUGUACCACAUAUUCACAAUCUGGCACAAGUAAAUUGUAUUUACGUUUAUUGUGCUGACAAAGGACGACACGAAGAAUGGGCGAGGAGUUACUCAAAGGUACAAGCAGUUAUUAUUAAGCGCAAGAAGCUAAUCGAAAAUAUCAUCGAAGAUCAAAGAAUUCGUAAUCUGACCGAAGAUCCUGUUCCAAUGAGUAUUUUAAAUCAAAGGGCAGUAUCCAAAGAAAUGACGGCUAAAGAUAUUUCAAAAGAAAUGGGUUCAAUCUUAUGGUUUCAAUUGCUCGUCGAAGUGCUACUACGAAUGCCAAACGAUGCGAAUGCUAAAAUGGAACUACUUCAGACUUGGCGCGAAAAUUAUAUUGGAAAUACUUCUGAAUUAGACAUUAUUGAUCAAUUUGAACAUCAAUUUAAACAAAGCAAAGCUGUCUGGUGGUAUACUCGUGAAUCUUCAUUGUACCGUAUAUUAAAUAAAGCCUUGAGAGAACAAUCCAUUGACAUCAUAUUCGCAUUUCGUUAUUUCCUAACUAAACUAUCAAAACAAGUUUCAAAGUUGUACGAUAACUAUAUGGAUAAUUUCAAAUCUGAUAACAUAGAAGACAAUGGCAAGCGCAUCAUUCAUGUUUAUCGUGGACAAGCAAUUACCAAAGAAGAGCUUGCACAGAUGCGAGCAAGUAUUGAUGGUUUUAUUUCUAUUAAUAGUUUCUUUUCUACAAGCCGGAGUAAAACGAAAGCACGACGAUUUGCUAAACGAUCACCCGUCACUGAACAACUCGAUCGUGUAUUAUUUCGAAUUAAAAUUGAUGUUUGUUUGCCAACAAAACCUUUUGCUGAUAUUGAAGGAAUUAGUUCCCAUCCGGAUGAACGAGAAAUCUUAUUUAUGCUCGGAUCUAUUUUUCGUAUUAACGAUAUUACUUACGACGAAAAUGAUGCAUUGUGGAUACUAAAUUUGAAUCUUUGUAGUGAAGACGAUUUUGAACUUAAAGAACUCUUCGCUUAUCUGAAAAAAGAUAUUGGAGAAGAAACAUCAAUGGUAACAUUGGGAAAUAUUCUAGUUCAAAUGGGUGAAUAUGAUAAAGCUGAACGAAUAUUUCUACGAAUUAAUCAUCACGAAGGACUUAUUGCAGUUGAAGAACAUAAAGGAAAUUUUUAUUUAGCAAUGAAAAACUACAAGUGUGCUGUUGGUCAUUAUGAACAGGCAUUGAACCUUCGUUGUAAAUUUUUUCCUACGUAUCAUCCAGACAUCGGUAAAAGUUAUGGCGAAAUUGCAAUGGCAUUUGAAUUUUGGAAACAAUAUCCCAAAGCUAUUGAUUAUUAUCAACGCACUAUUGAACAUUAUCGGUUUACAUUGGUAGACAAUCACCCGUUGAUUAUACAAGCUAAGAAUAGUUUACAAAAACUUCAACGAUGA